Eutrema salsugineum is the source of this 2455-nucleotide messenger RNA. RefSeq names its product dolichyl-diphosphooligosaccharide--protein glycosyltransferase subunit 2. The record is from RefSeq and is a predicted model, not a curated record. The coding region runs from base 111 to 2171 and encodes 686 amino acids. The transcript is spliced from 20 exons. Gene Ontology annotation, biological process: protein N-linked glycosylation. Lineage: Eukaryota; Viridiplantae; Streptophyta; Magnoliopsida; Brassicales; Brassicaceae. Gene Ontology annotation, cellular component: oligosaccharyltransferase complex; membrane.
CUGGUUCAUCUUCUUCUCCAAAGCCAUUAGAUCGAUCCAACGCUCCAUCAAACCACAGUCUCCGUUGACUACUGAGACUCGCCGGCUUCUGAUCCACUUCAUUUCCCUUAAUGAUGGCCGGAGGUCUUGUACGAUUUAUAGUUUUAAUACUCGCCGUAGCAAUUUGCGGUGCUGCUUCGGUUUUUCAGCCGAUUUCAGACUCUCACCGAUCUGCGGCUCUAGAUGUCUUCGUACCAGUCGAUGGAUCCUACAAAAGCUUGGAGGAGGCAUAUGAAGCGUUAAAGACUUUGGAGAUUCUUGGAGUUGAUAAAAAGUCUGAUCUAAGCUCAGCGACUUGUGAAAACGUAGUUAAAGUUCUUGGAUCGCCUUCUUCUACUCUGAAGGAUGCAUUCUAUGCGUUAAACGUUAAUGGAAUUCUAAAAUGCAAAACUGGAGAAGAUGCUCCCAAGGACAUUGUUUCUACACUUCAAGCUGUUGUUAAAGAUGCCAAGUCAUUGCUUGACUUCUACUAUUCUGUCAGAGGCUUGGUGCUUGUUAAGGAGCAAUUUUCUGGAACUGAUGUAAGUCUUGGAGAUGCCGAAGCCGUUUUCCGUUCCAUCAAGACCCUUAGUCAGAGUGAUGGAAGAUGGCGCUACAGCUCCAACAAUCCGGAAUCAAGCACCUUUGCUGCUGGCUUAGCCUUGGAAACGCUAGCUGGAGUGAUUUCAUUAGCACCUUCAGAUAUUGAUCAAUCAUUGAUCCAGACAUUGAAGACGGGUAUCCUGAAGCUUUUUGACAGUAUCGAAACAUAUGACGAUGGGACAUUUUACUUCGAUGGAAGUCAAGGCCCGAUCACAACAACUGCAUCAGUAAUUAGAGGGCUCACUUUAUUUUCAGCUUCAGAAUCCACAGGAUUGAAGCUUCCGGGUGAUAAGAUAGUUGGUUUGGCUAAGUUCUUUCUCGGUGUUGGAAUUCCUGGUGAUGCCAAGGACUUCUUCAACCAAAUAGAUGCACUAGCUUGUUUGGAAGACAACAGGUUCUCUGUUCCACUCAUCUUGUCUCUCCCAUCUACUGUCAUCUCAUUGACGAAGAAAGAGCCUCUGAAGGUUAAAGUUAGCACUGUACUCGGUUCUAAGGCACCAGCUCUUGGUGUGAAGCUCGUACAAGCUCUAAGUUCUGGAUCAAAGGGUUCUUCUGUAAUUAACAACCAGGAGCUUAAGUUUGACGCUGAGAGUGCAACAUACUUCCUGGACUCCUUUCCUAAGAACUUUGAUGUCGGAAAGUAUACAUUUAUAUUUGAGAUUUUGCUGGAUGAUUCGGCACAUGAAAAAGUAUACAUAACCGAAGCUCAAACAAAAGUGCCUAUAGCCGCCACAGGAGCUAUUAGCAUUGAGAAUGCAGAAAUUGCUGUACUUGACAGUGACGUUGGGAGCGUCGAAUCUCAGAAAAAGCUAGAUUUGACUAAAGAUGGGGCGGUAUCAUUAUCAGCAAACCACCUCCAAAAGCUACGCCUGUCGUUCCAGUUAACUAGUCCACUUGGCCAUGUCUUUAAGCCACACCAGGCAUUUCUCAAGCUGAAACAUGAGUCACAGGUCGAGCAUAUCUUUCUCAUGAAAACUUCUGGAAAGAAGUCUGAAAUAGUUAUAGAUUUUCUUGGAUUGGUUGAGACGCUCUACUACCUCUCUGGUAAAUAUGAGAUUCAGCUAACUAUUGGAGAUGCUUCUAUGGAGAACUCUUUAUUGAGUAAUAUUGGCCACAUCGAACUGGACCUACCAGAACGUCCAGAGAAGGCGCCUCGACCUCCUCUACAGUCCACUGACCCUUACUCAAGAUAUGGACCAAAGGCUGAAAUAUCACACAUCUUUCGGGUUCCUGAAAAGCUCCCAGCAAAACAGCUUUCACUAGUUUUCUUGGGUCUUAUCGUUCUCCCAUUCAUCGGUUUCCUUAUUGGGCUUAUGCGGUUGGGAGUGAACAUAAAGAGCUUCCCAUCAUCGGUUGGACCUGCAACAUCAGCUUUGCUUUUUCAUGGCGGGAUUGGAGCUGUUCUGCUUCUCUACGUGCUCUUCUGGUUGAAGCUUGAUCUGUUCACGACUCUCAAGUAUCUUUCUUUGUUGGGAGUGUUUCUGUUGUUCGUCGGACAUAGAACACUCUCUCACCUCGCAUCAGCAUCGAACAAGUUGAAAUCUGCUUGAAGAAGUUAUCGCUAUGAUGGAUCUUUUUUUGGAUUCUGUGUUUCCCUGGAGCUGUGUUUUUCUAUUCCAGUUUUGUAGCAGUUACUUAUAUAGAUUAUGGUGAUAGACAAUUCCAAAGGAUUUCAUAGCUUAGUCUUAAAAGUUAAUCAACAAGAGUUUUCUUUUCUUGCCUUUUCCGUUGAACCGUAUUUGCAGAACCAAAUUCAAACGAGUUUCGUAAUCAUUUAAACUGUAGCAGUGACAGUGUUAGUUGUAAAGCUCAGUUCGGAACCAAAUUAAAGAAA